AUUUUGUAUUUUUGCAGUUUUUUGUCUUUGGCAUCUAUUGAAAACAUGCUAGUGAUGCUUUCCAGCCUGUUUCAUAUGCCUUAUUACAUGUAUGAGAUUGCAUAGCCAAUGUGGAAGUCAGACUUCUGAAUCCCUUGUCUGAUACAAUGUCUGAUCCCAAAGCAUCUGCCCCCACCCUGGGGUCACAAACUUCAGUUGCCAAUGUGGUGAUCCAGGACCCCAAUGGACACCCACAGUUGAUACGGGUCAUUCAGCCACUACAGGCAAAGAAUACCACCUCCCUUCCUGUUACUACUACUAUCCCCAGUGGGGCUGUGAAGGCAAUUUUUCGAACUCCUGGCAGCAUGGAGGCGCAGUCUUCUGAUCAGCUGAGUUAA
Messenger RNA from Darwinula stevensoni, 377 nucleotides. The record is from the annotation of a GenBank genome assembly. NCBI's taxonomy places the organism in Eukaryota, Metazoa, Arthropoda, Ostracoda, Podocopida, Darwinulidae.